Vollenhovia emeryi is the source of this 3648-nucleotide messenger RNA. RefSeq names its product fatty acid synthase-like. Gene Ontology annotation, biological process: fatty acid biosynthetic process. Gene Ontology annotation, molecular function: fatty acid synthase activity; oxidoreductase activity. The record is from RefSeq and is a predicted model, not a curated record. Bases 1 to 3648 code for a protein of 1215 amino acids. The transcript is spliced from 8 exons. Lineage: Eukaryota; Metazoa; Arthropoda; Insecta; Hymenoptera; Formicidae.
AUGACCUCAGGUUGGCGAUGCUUCGCCUCGAUUCUGACUACCAGUCUCACAAUGCCGACCACUGAUUUACCUUGUCGGCCACCGGUCUCAAUGCUUCUAGAAGAUGGCCACGCUUCGUUGUCCCUGAUACCAAGGCACGACGACUUGACUAGAAUUCCAACGAUUGCCGUUGAUUUCUUCCGCCUCUUGGGCUUCCUCGAUGUCCUCCGUCGACCUCUAACCGAAUCCGGCUCGAAGGACCACAAUGUUCGAGGAGAUGAUAAUGAUGCUGGAUGGGAUCAUUCCAAAGACUGGUGUAUAUCGAACACUGAAUCACAAUUAUCCAUAAAUUCCCGAGAAAGAUACGUUGAAAUAUUACUCAACGAUGAGGAUUACGAGUUUAUGUGCGGUCAUGUAAUCGAUGGAAGAAAUUUGUUACCCGCGAUGGGUUAUCUUGUACUUGUUUGGCAAACUAUCGGCAUGAGAAAGAGCGAAGUGUACACAACAGUACCAAUAAUAUUUCAAGAUGUACGAUUUAUUCGUGCUACUCAUUUGUCGAAAAAUAAUGCUGUAAACUUGAAGAUCGCGAUACUGGAAGAUGGAAAGUUUGAAAUAACCGAAGGGGAUAGCGUUAUAGUGACAGGUACAGUGCAAGACACAUCGAACCCAGAGCAGGAGAUGGUUCGGAGAGAUCUGUUACCGGAGAUUAACGAUGAAGAAGAACUUAUGACUGAGCGGGAUAUCUAUAAGGAGUUGAGACUGCGCGGUUAUCAGUACAGCGGCUGGUUCCGUGGAAUACACAGUGCGUCUAUUUCAGGCAACAAAGGACAUAUUUUUUGGAGGAAAAAUUGGGUAGCGUUUAUGGAUGCUAUGCUACAUAUGUUCAUUAUCGGAAAUGAUAACAGAGAACUGUAUAUUCCGACAAGUCUUCAGAAAUUGGUUAUCAACCCUAUGCUUCAUUCGAAGCUACAAAAGAGUACGAUUUGCAUGGAAGAUACGAAUAAUAUGGAUCAACUAUUACCAGUACGAGUACAUAAGGAAAUAGACACGAUUAUAUCUGGCGGAAUAGAGAUACGAGGUCUUAGAACAACUCAGAUUUCUCGUCGAAAAUUAGCUCAAGAUACUGUUAUCGAAGAAUACGUAUUUGUAGCUCAUCAUGAUCGCGCCAACAUUUCUCUAGACGAAGCCAUUCGGAUAUCGGCACAACUCGCACUGGAAGAUCAUCUAAUCACCAACGUGAAAGUUAUCGAGGUGGUGGAAGAUGUCGACGAUGUCGCAUUAGAAUAUCUCUCAUCUUCGUUGCUAAUUGACGCUUUUGGUGAUGAGCCAUUGAUACAAACGAACAUCACUUUAUUAACAUCACCGAAUCGUUUUAGUCCAGCAGACCUGCCGCAGAACAUUUCACUCGGGGAUAUAAAUAAAUCAUCUGUAGACGAUAAAGUCUUAAUAGUUGCCGGAUUCAAUCUUUUGACGAAACAACAAGCUUUGUUAGAACGACUUUUGUCAUUUCUGAAAGGAGGUGGUUAUCUAUUAACGCGUGAGAAAUGUGACGUAAUUGACUAUACUAAAUAUUUACAGCAAUACGAAUUAAAUGUUAUUCUUGAAAAGCGUACCGACAAAGAAAUGAUCGUACUUUUGAAGAAAAAAGUUCUGAUAGGAAAACGAAUAGUUGUCUACAUAAAUAAUGAUAAUUUUAAUUGGCUGGAGGAUCUAAAGCCGCUAGUGAGCGACGAGAGCAAGCUCGAGAAGAGUAACAGGAUUAUAAUUGUUGGGGAGAAGGAUUUCGAGUGUGGUUUGUUAGGUUUUAUUAAUUGUUUGAGGAGAGAGCCAGGCGGGGAACUUGUUAGAGGUAUGCUUAUUCAAGAUGAGAAGGCUCCUAAGUUUUCUUUACAGGACCCUUUUUAUGUUCAGCAAUUGCAAAAAGAUAUGGUCAUUAAUGUAUUGCGAUCUAACAAGUCUUGGGGAUCAUACAGACAUUUGCGAUUAUCGAGGCCAAAAGCCGAACCCGUAUCAACAGCUCAUAUCUGCCAAAUGGGUCAUGGUGAUCUAAGUACAUUUCGUUGGAUAGAGAACAGUAUAUCUGUCGAGACGCGUCAUGAAGAUUUGGUGCGUGUGAUUUACUCAUCCCUCAAUUUCAGAGACGUGAUGUUAGCGAAUGGCAAAAUCUUUAUCCAAAGUACCUCUCGAAGACGGUUAUGUCAAAGUUUACCACUUGGACUGGAGUAUGUCGGAUUCGAUGCUGAUGGGCAACGUGUAAUGGGAGUCGGUGAUACUGACUGUAUAGCAAACGUUGUUGUAAAAAACAAAGAGUUCUGCUGGAAGAUACCUGAUGCAUGGGCAUUUGAAGCGGCGGCGACAAUUCCGUGCGUAUACAGUACAGUUUACUUAGCCUUGUACAUUUAUGGAAAAAUGAGAAAAGGCAAAAAGGUACUUAUACACUCUGGUACUGGCGGCGUUGGACAAGCAGCUAUUCGCCUCGCUCUCAAAGAAGGUUGUGAGGUAUUCACCACCGUGGGCACAAACGACAAACGGAACUUUAUUAAGAAGAUGUUUCCGACCAUUCUGGAGAAACAUAUUGGAAAUUCCAGGGACACCAGCUUUGAACAAAUGAUAAUGCGCGAAACGAACGGUCGCGGCGUUGAUAUCGUGUUAAAUUCAUUGGCGGAGGAUAAGUUAAUCGCAUCUGUUCGUUGUUUAGCACGAAAUGGUCAUUUUUUGGAGAUUGGCAAAUUUGAUCUUAUUUCUAACAAUCCUUUAGAUAUUUCUCUGUUUCGUAAAGGUAUUACAUUCCAUGGCGUUUUAUUCGACAAUAUGUUUAGUGGCAACCACAAGUACAAAUCACUAUUGUACAAAAUGGUAGCUGAUGGUCUUAGAGAUGGAACCAUCGAACCAAUUCAAGCAAAAAUUUUCCCGAAAACAGAAAUCGAGGAAGCCUUUAGGUAUAUGGCAAGUGGAAAACAUAUGGGAAAGAUAAUUAUAAAUAUACAGGAGCCGGAUAAACCUUUAGACAAACCCAUUUUUGCAUAUCGUCGUUAUUACUGUCUCAGAAAUAAAAAUUACAUUAUACUAGGAGGUCUAGGCGGGUUUGGUUUAGAAUUAACCAACUGGCUGAUACUUCGAGGCGCCAGAAAUGUUGUGCUGAUAUCGCGAACUGGAAUAAAAAACGGGUAUCAACGCAUGAAAGUUCGCCUUUGGAAGUCGUACGGUGUAAAUGUGCUGAUCGUGAAAGACAUCAAUGUCGCUGACCCCAAGGAUUGCGAAUACCUCUUGCAAACUGUCGAAAGAGUUAGACAAGGAUGCCCAAUGAGCGCUAUGCUAUUCAUUCUACUACUGGCAGAUCUAGAAGAAACAAUGAGGAAAGGACAAGAUGGAGGAGUAGUAGUAGGGAAAACAAAAUUCUGGACGCUAGCAUAUGCAGACGAUAUAGUAGCUAUAGCGGAAGAUGAAGAGGAGAUGAAGAGAAUGUUGAAAAGAAUGGAGAGAUACUUCGACAGAAAAAAACUGAAAGUAAAUAUAGAAAAAACAAAGAUAAUGAGAUUCAGGAAAGGAGGAGGCAAAAUGAAGAAAACAGAAUGGAAGUGGAAAGGAGAAGAGAUAGAGGAAGUAAAAGAAUUCUGCUACCUAGGAUACAUAUUUCAGAAAAAUGGAGGACACAAGAGGCGCACAUAA